Molecule: messenger RNA, 1982 nt
Organism: Carica papaya (papaya)
Lineage: Eukaryota; Viridiplantae; Streptophyta; Magnoliopsida; Brassicales; Caricaceae
Source: RefSeq, a predicted model, not a curated record
CAUGUCUUCCUGGCCGGUUUGUUCACUUGAUCACUCGUUAAUUCUUUUUACAUAUAUAUAUAUAUAUAUAUGGACACACACACACACACAUAUAAAUAUAUAUAACUAAUAAGACUUGGGGUCGUGGUUAGGAAAUCAGAAGGGAAACAGAAGGCUGGAGUUAUGGAAUUUCCCGGCGGUGAUAGUCGUUUGCUUUUCGUUUCCGCCUGCGUCCUCGCCGGGCUAAUUGCAGCGGCUGCAGGAGCUGAUAUUUUUCAGGAGUGGCAUGUUCGGUUUGAUUCAAACAUAAGGCCUAUCUCUGCUUAUCAAUCGGUUAUUACCAUUAAUGGGAUGUUUCCAGGACCUCUUAUUAAUGCCACCACCAAUGAUAAUGUUCAUAUCAAUGUCUUCAAUGAAAUUGAUGAGCCAGUGCUUUUUACAUGGAAUGGCAUACAGCAAAGACUGAACUCAUGGCAAGAUGGAGUUUCAGGCACUAACUGUGCAAUCCAGCCAGGAAGAAACUGGACCUAUGUGUUUCAAAUGAAGGAUCAAAUUGGGAGCUUCUUCUACUUUCCCUCUAUAAAUUUCCAAAAAGCUGGAGGAGGGUUCGGUCCAAUUCGUAUAAAUAACAGGAUUGUUAUUAAUGUUCCUUUCCCUAAACCUGAGGCAGAAUUUGAUCUUCUCAUUGGCGAUUGGUAUGAAUAUGAUAUCAAGACUCUCAGGUCCGGCCUUACUACUCCCGACUAUUUCACAUUACCUAACGUGCUGCUUAUGAAUGGAAAAGACUCCUACUUGGAUCCACUAGGAAAAACUCACGAGUCUUUUCACUGUUACGCAAGGUCGGUUCUUGUCACAGCUGACCAAGAAGCAGCUGAUUACUACAUUGUAGCAUCUCCUAAAAUGGUGAAUUCCUCUUUCCUUAGCAGCUUUUCCGGUGUUGGCCUGCUGCAUUACAACAACUCAACAACUCCUCCUUCAGGAUCUGUGAUUGACGGACCUGAUCCAUUUGAUCUUCAAUUCUCCAUUGAUCAAGCCAAAUCCAUUAGGUGGAACCUGACUACAGGAGCCGCUAGGCCUAAUCCACAAGGCACUUUCAAUGUAACAAAUGUGACAAUCACGCAAACCUUCGUCCUCCGUGGAUCAACUGCAAGAAUUGAUUCUUUACUUUACUACACAAUCAACAAUGUGUCAUACCUUACACCAAAUACUCCAUUGAAGCUGGCUGAUCACUUUGCUAAUGGGACUGGUGUUUAUGAACUUGAUCAGUUCCCUGUUAAUGCUAGCAAUGUGGAGGCUAAACGUGGAGUUUUUGUCGCAAGCGGGUUACAUAAAGGGUGGUUGGAGCUUGUUUUUCAAAAUGAUUUAGAAGUGAUCGACUCUUGGCAUUUGGAUGGUUUUGGAUUCUUUGUAGUUGGAUUUGGAGAUGGAGAAUGGAAACCCGAAAUGCGAAACGUCUACAACCUUUAUGAUCCCGUUGUCCGCUCCACUGUUCAGGUGUACCCAGGAGGAUGGACAGCAGUAUACGUAUAUCUUGACAAUCCUGGCAUGUGGAAUUUGAGAUCACAACUAUUGAUGAAUUGGUAUUUGGGUCAAGAACUAUACAUGAGGGUUUAUAGCGCUGACCCGAACCCUGCCAAGGAGCGACCUUCCCCUCAAAAUCUCCUCCUAUGUGGAAUAUUCAAUAGCUCCGCUUCAGCCCCUGCACCCCAUCCCAAUGUGCCCUCAACACCUUCUAGCUCACAAUCUCAACAAAUAACAUGGUUUCAUCUUGUUAUGAUUUACAUUGUCACCAUCCUCUACACCGGACAGCAUUGAGCUUCAGUGUUUCUUUUUUAAAUUCCAAUUUCCUAUAGAUUCAUUAAAUUGGGAGAGGAGUGAUUUGAAAUAGAUUGGAGCAGUUUUACCUUAGUUGUCCUGGCAAUAUUACAAUGAGGCUGCUCCAUAUUACACUCUAUACUUUUACUUAAGAGGACGACAUGGUUUGUACUGAAGGCUGCUUAUCU